This is a messenger RNA of Colletes gigas, 3064 nucleotides long. It is a transcript of the gene Tnpo, whose product is annotated as transportin-1. Gene Ontology annotation, biological process: protein import into nucleus. The transcript has 15 exons. Gene Ontology annotation, cellular component: cytoplasm; nucleus. Bases 64 to 2760 code for a protein of 898 amino acids. NCBI's taxonomy places the organism in Eukaryota, Metazoa, Arthropoda, Insecta, Hymenoptera, Colletidae. The record is from RefSeq and is a predicted model, not a curated record. Gene Ontology annotation, molecular function: nuclear import signal receptor activity; small GTPase binding.
AUCUGCGAGGUCAAAGAAGGCUGGCCUGGCUGGCUGUGUUCAGUGGUGCUGUUGAAAAACACGAUGAAAAUGGCGUGGCAACCGCAAGAGGAAGGACUUAGGCAAAUCAUAACGCUCCUGAAAGAGUCUCAGAGUCCAGAUACGGCUACUCAGCGAGCUGUGCAAGAAAAAUUGGAAGAAUUAAACAAGUUUCCAGACUUCAACAAUUAUCUUAUUUUUAUUUUAGCUAAACUCACAUCAGAGGACGAACCCACGAGGUCUCUCAGCGGACUGAUAUUGAAGAACAAUGUUAAGGCCCAUUUCCAUAAGUUUUUACCAGAAGUUACAAAUUUUAUCAAACAAGAAUGUUUAUCUGCCGUCGGGGAUCCAUCUCCUCUCAUUCGUGCGACCGUUGGUAUUUUAAUAACUACCAUUGCGUCUAAAGGUGAAUUGACCACAUGGCCGGAGUUGCUACCAGCGCUUUGCCAAAUGUUGGACGCGCAAGAUUUCAACGUCUGCGAGGGCGCGUUUGGCGCUUUUCACAAAAUAUGCGAGGACUCUGCAGAAGUAUUAGAUUCGGAUGCGCUUAAUCGGCCAUUGAACGUUUUAAUCCCGAAGUUCCUGCAAUUUUUUAGACAUUCGAGCGCUAAAAUUAGAGCGCAUGCUACCGGCUGUGUUAAUCAAUUUAUUAUUAGUCGUACGCAGGCCCUUAUGAUUCACAUGGACAGCUUCCUGGAGAAUCUCUUCCAGUUAGCCGACGAUGAAGAUGCCGAAGUGAGAAAAAAUGUUUGCAGAGCUUUGGUUAUGUUGCUGGACGUUCGGAUGGAUAAAUUAAUACCACAUAUGCACCAUAUAGUAGAGUACAUGUUAUUGAGAACUCAGGAUACCGACGAGGGUGUUGCUUUGGACGCUUGUGAAUUCUGGCUUUCAUUUGCAGAGCAACAGAUCUGUAAAGAAGUACUUACGCUACAUUUAAUUCGUUUGGUGCCUAUAUUGGUACGAGGUAUGAAAUACUCCGAAAUUGAUAUAAUACUUCUGAGGGGUGACGUGGAAGAGGACGAAAUGAUUCCGGACAGGGAGGAAGAUAUUCGGCCGAGAUUUCAUAAAUCAAAAACGCAUCACAUGCAUUCUACCAUGAAUAAACAUACAGACGAGAAUGGCGACUGCGAUGACGACGACUUGGAUGUCAAAGAUGGAUGUAACGAUGAUUCGGCGCUUAACGAGUGGAACUUGAGAAAGUGCUCAGCCGCCGCGUUGGACAUGUUGGCAAACGUGUUCAGGGAAGAUCUGUUACCAGUUUUAGUACCAAUUUUAAAAGAGACUCUCUUUCAUCAAGAAUGGGAAAUCAAAGAGUCUGGAAUAUUAGCAUUAGGAGCUAUAGCAGAAGGUUGUAUGUGUGGUAUGAUUCCGCAUUUACCCGAGUUAAUUCCAUAUUUAAUUAAUUGUUUGAGUGACAAAAAGGCGCUGGUACGCUCCAUUACAUGCUGGACGUUAAGUCGUUACGCACAUUGGGUUUGUGCGCAGCCACACGACACACAUUUGAAGCCUUUAAUGACCGCGUUGCUCAAAAGAGUACUUGACGGCAAUAAACGCGUUCAAGAAGCCGCGUGUUCUGCUUUCGCAACGUUAGAAGAGGAAGCAUGCACAGAAUUGGUCCCUUAUCUUGGUUAUAUUCUCGAAACGCUUGUUUUCGCCUUUGGUAAAUACCAACACAAAAAUCUUUUAAUAUUGUACGACGCAAUUGGUACGCUUGCUGAUUCAGUGGGACAUCACCUUAACAAACCGGAUUAUAUUAACCUUCUUAUGCCACCGUUGAUAAAUAAAUGGAACGUAUUAAAGGACGAAGAUAAAGACCUUUUCCCAUUGCUAGAAUGUCUCUCCUCCGUAGCAACCGCGUUGCGAUCAGGUUUUCUUCCUUACUGCGAACCCGUCUAUAGGCGGUGUGUAUCCCUUGUAGAGCAGACGCUAAAUCAACAUAUAGCAAAUACCCAGAGCCCCGAACAAUUCGAGGCGCCUGAUAAAGAUUUUAUGAUUGUUGCGUUAGACCUUCUUAGUGGCUUGGCAGAAGGAUUGGAUGGUCACAUGGAACGCUUAGUAAUGAAUAGCAAUGUAAUGCAACUGUUGUAUCAGUGUAUGCAAGAUGGUAUGCCUGAAGUUAGACAGAGCAGCUUCGCCUUGUUAGGUGAUCUUACAAAGGCCUGCUUCCAACAUGUUCUCCCAUGCAUACCGGAAUUUAUGCCUAUACUCGGGCAAAAUUUAUGUCCCCAGUUCAUAUCGGUGUGUAAUAACGCAACAUGGGCGAUUGGCGAAAUAGCUAUUAAACUUGGAUCCGAUACGAGCGCCUAUAUUCCGCUAAUUUUGAAUCAACUUAUCGACAUAAUCAAUAAACCAGAUACGCCAAAAACACUGUUAGAAAACACGGCCAUAACGAUCGGUCGCCUAGGUUAUGUGUGUCCCCACGACGUCGCCCCCAUGUUACAGCAGUUUGUCCGACAGUGGUGUACUUCAUUGCGGAGCAUCAGAGACAACGAAGAAAAGGACUCAGCAUUCAGAGGUAUGUGUCAAAUGAUUACGGUAAACCCAGCAGGAGUCGUGGAUGAGUUCAUCUUCUUCUGCGAUGCUGUCGCAUCGUGGGUCUCGCCGAGAGAAGAUCUUAAAGACAUGAUCCAGAAGAUACUACAUGGUUUCAAAGCUCAAGUUGGUGCGGAUAAUUGGAAACGAUUUUCAAAUCAGUUCCCACCACAGCUCUAUGAACGACUCCAUAAUAUGUAUGGCGUCUGAGCAGCCCUCCCUAAAUGCGAAGGCCGCUUAAUGGGGCAGGCCGAACGGGGUUGGGCGGGAAACAGAACUAUGGGUGGACAGGGUGGGUGGGUGAAACCACGGCCUCUUCUCAUCAACAUCGUUGUCGUUACCGUGUUAUGGUCAUCGUCAGGCUCUCGGGGGAAUUAAUACGCGUCAUUAGCUCUGCGGUCGGCGAGCUUUAAAGCGAAAAAAAAAAAAAAAUAAAUAAAUAAAUAAAUAAAUAAAAUCGAAGUGAGAAUGGAACGAAGAAAAAAUAUGAGAACGACUAAACAACGUGUUGGGC